AUGAGCUUCGCCCCGGAGCAGGCCGUGGCCGAGCUGGGCCAGUGCGUCGCUCGCAUGGUGCCCCAGCUGCUGGACCAGCUCGCCGCGCUCCGAUCGGAUCACCCGACGACGACGCUGCUGCCACCAUCGGACGUGUUUGCCCAGCUGGCACCGCUCGCCUCUUCCGACGAUGUCAAGCGCGCCUUUGCCCUCAUCCCGCCAUCGACGGCCGGAGACGCCGACGCGGCAGCCCAGACCGACGAGGGCCUCGCACGUCUGCGCAACCUCUGCGUCGAAGUGGGCAGCAACCAACUCAGAGACGUCGUGUACCAGGCCGCCACCCCGCCCACCGAUCCAGCUCAGCCGGCGACAGCCGGCGUCGGCGGCAGCGCCCAGCCCCUCCCGCAGCAGCUGGCUGACGACUCGCUCCGCAGCAUCGUCGAUCGCCUAGACGUCGUCCUCGCACUCGCGCUCCAAGGCCUCGUCGACACCGCGCUGCCCCUGACGCUGGUCGAGGAACUGCUCGAGCUCAACACCAUACCCACCUGCUCCCAGCUUUUUGCCUACAUUGAAUCGCGCGUCAAGCAGCUCACCGUCGAUCUUCACCCAAUGCGAGGCAAGGGCCUCGUCCUCCUCCGCCUCUGCAAUGAGCUCCUUCGCCGCCUCUCGAAGCCCUCCCACAAGCACACCGUCUUUGCCGGAAGGAUCCUCAGCCUUCUCGCCGCCGUGUUUCCUCUGGGAGAACGCAGCGGCGUCAACCUCCGCGGCGACUUCAACGUAGAGAACAGGACCAUCCUCGAGGACCAGCCUGCUCACGAUGAUCGGGAUGGGCACGCAGAGGGCAGCAAGAAGGUCGACGGCGGCGGUGACGGCGCAGACGAGAAGGGCGAUGACGACGACGACAAGGCCGCCGCCAUCCGUCCCGACGCUCAGAUGUACGAGCUCUUCUGGAGCAUGCAGCGCUUCUUCUCCAACCCUCCGCUCCUCAUGGGCCUCCAGGACACCUCCCGGCAGUCUUCCAGGACCGCCACCCCUGCACCACCAGCCGGCAGCAACGAUGGCGGCAACCCGACACCGUCCGAAGAGGACCCGGCGCCCGACGGUGCAAAGGGCCCCAUGUCCGAGCUUCGCAUCAGCACCAAGCGCAUCCUCGCCCUCUUUGCCGCCGUGGCAAAGCGCGAGCGGGAGCUGGCGGGCGCUGCGGCUGCCGAAAACGCCAAUGCCGCCAACCAAAGCGGCGGCGCCAAGGCCAACGGCUCCAACGGCAAGGCGGCCAAUGGCACGCAAAAGCCGGCUCAGCUCGCGAUCGGCUACCGUGCGGGCCAGGAUACGGGUGACUCGGCCACGCUCGCAAGCGACGAGGGCACUGACUCUGGAGACGGCCCGCGAAAGCGCGAGCGGUACGAGCCCGACAUAAAGGACGGUGUCCGAGUCAGCAAGACUGCGAAGACCGAGGACGACGCGGACGGCGACGCCGAGAUGGCGUCCGCGUCGGACGACGCCGAAGACCGGGCGCGGGCGGCCGACCUCUUCUUUCCCAAGUUCCUGACGGGCCGGCGGCUGCUCGAGUACGAGAUCCGCGACGCCUCGUUCCGCCGGCACAUUCUGGUCCAGUACCUCAUCCUCUUCCAGUACCUCCUCUCCUUCACGCCGGUUGCGCGCGAGAAAUGGAAGGACUGGAAGAACCGCAACCUGCAGGGCAUGUUCGUGCUCGAGGAGGCCGACGAGCAGUGGGUGCGCAAGGUGUGGAAGGAGGUGGUGCUGUUGCUGCGCGACAUUCCGCCCAACGGCCGGGCGUUCCUCGAUGCGACGCUCGAGGUGCUCAAGCGCGAGGCAAACUGGAUCCGCUGGAAGGCCGACUCGUGCCCCUCGAUCGAGAAGCCGCCGCUCUCUCCCGACCAGAUCGCCGCAUUCGCCAGCGCCCGCGCCUCGCUGCUGCGCCCGCCGAGGCCCUACUCUCAUCCGCUCGGCACGGCAGCGCUCAGCGAGCUGUGGGCCGAGGGCUUCCCACCCCCCGUUCCCGGCACGCGUCGGGUCGAGAACGACGAGGGUGUCUACGUCGACGUGGCCACCGAUGGUCUCGAGGAGCUCGAGUUCCUGCCUCCCGUGCCGACGCUGAGUCACUACCAUGGCAUGAUCAAGCGCGAGGAGAUGAAGCUCAACAUGCGUCGCCGCCAGCUCGGUAUCGUCAUCGACACCGAUGCUGCUGCUGCCGGGCCAGCAAAGAUGUCGGCCGAGGACGCGGACAAGGAGAGCAAGGACGCCAAGUGCCAGAGCAUCCGCGAGACAAUGCAGAGCCUGGCGUGGCGGGCGUUGCGGGUGGCGAGCGACCAGCACCUGCACCUGUUCAAGCAGAUGAAGGAGCCGGAGAACAUCUCUGCCCUGAUGAAGGCCAUCGACGACGAGCGCAACCCGCCACCGCCGCCAAAGGCGAAGUCGGUCGAAGCCGGCGAGGCGGACGACGAGGCAAAGAAGGAGGGAGGCGAAGAUGUCAAGGAGAGCGGAGAGGAAGCGGAAAGCAAGGCCGAGGCAGGAACAGAGGCUGAGACGGCUCCGGCGCACGAGGAUGUCGAGGCCAAGGAACGCGCGGCAGCCGACGAUGAAGCGGCGACAGAAGCUGCAGCAGCGGCCGUGGCGGUGCCCGUCAGCGUGCCCGAAGUGCCUCAGUCUCCGGCGCCCGCCGGCGCGGCAACCGAGGAUGAGAUCGAGUCCAAGCAGCCGCCGACCCGAGGCUCCGACGAGGCUGCUGUCGAUGCCUCCAAGGACGUCGAUGCAGCCGCCGUCGACGCGGAACUAGGUGUCGUCGAGGAGGGAGCGGUCAAAGAGGUGGGGAGCAGCGAAGUCUCGGCGGCCGUCGAGGAUGUAGAGAUGGCCAGCGCAGACAAGGCUUAG
Messenger RNA from Pseudozyma flocculosa PF-1, 2871 nucleotides. RefSeq lists its product as uncharacterized. Gene Ontology annotation, cellular component: THO complex part of transcription export complex. The record is from RefSeq and is a predicted model, not a curated record. NCBI's taxonomy places the organism in Eukaryota, Fungi, Basidiomycota, Ustilaginomycetes, Ustilaginales, Ustilaginaceae. Gene Ontology annotation, biological process: regulation of DNA-templated transcription elongation; mRNA export from nucleus. The coding region runs from base 1 to 2871 and encodes 956 amino acids. The transcript has a single exon.